AUGCCACGUGACGACCAAAAAGUGUAUGUUGGAAAUUUGCCAGGAGAUGUUCGCGAUCGAGAUAUCGAGGAUGUUUUCUCAAAAUACGGCAAGAUCAGAUACAUUGACAUAAAGUCAGGGCGAGGACCGGCUUUUGCGUUCAUCGAAUUCGAAGACAACCGCGACGCGGAUGACGCAGUUCGCGGUCGUGAUGGUUACGAUUUCGAUGGUCAUCGACUUCGCGUAGAAUUCACUAGAGGUGUUGGACCACGUGGUCCAGGUGGAAGACCAAUUAAUCAAUCACAUGGUGAUUAUAAUAGUGGGCGAGGAGGAGGUUAUCGUGGCGGCCAUCACGGAGGAGGUGCUGGUCAAAGACGAACUGGUCAUCGAGUUAUUGUCGAAGGAUUGCCGGCAACUGGAUCAUGGCAAGAUUUGAAGGAUCAUAUGCGCGAGGCUGGGGAUGUUUGUUAUGCUGAUGUUGCUAGAGAUGGAACUGGUGUUGUUGAAUUCACCAGAUAUGACGAUGUUAAAUAUGCUGUUCGGAAGUUGGAUGAUACCAAAUUCAGAUCUCAUGAGGUAGAGUUUUGCGUGGAAAAUCGAGAAAUAAUGGUUUUUGGAGAAUUGCCGCGGUGAAAGAACAAAAGUUCACGUUUUGUUAGAAAAUUAGAAAUUUGACCAAUUUUUUUUCAAAAAUGCUAAAAAUUCAUUUUUUUCAGGGAGAAACCGCCUACAUUCGUGUUCGCGAAGACACUUCAUCUGGCAGUGGUGGCGGCGGUAGCCGUGGUGGACGCAGUCGCUCUCGUUCUCGUGAACGUCGCGCUUCGCCAAAAUACUCUCCACGUCGUUCACGCAGCCGCUCUCGCAGUCGUUCUCGUUCACCAAGUCGCUCGAGAUCACCAUCCCGUUCGCCAUCGCCACAAUAAACAAACGAGCGAGAGAAAUUCCAACGGUAUUUUUUAUUGGUUUCACCAAAACUGUUUUUUUAUCUUCCCUCUUUCUUUUUCUAAUUUUAUUAUCCAUGAAAAAGACAAAAAAAGGUCUAACUCUAUUUUUCCCUUUUUAAAAGUUUUCAAACAAACAUCUUCCUAUAAUAUUUUUCUAUUUUUGUUAAACUGUUUUUUCUUUCUCCCCAAUUGAAACCGAUAAAUAAAGUUUGAUGUUUCAGCCUCCGAUCUAUCUCCGAGAUGUUUGUGUGUCUAA
Molecule: messenger RNA, 1179 nt
Organism: Caenorhabditis angaria
Lineage: Eukaryota; Metazoa; Nematoda; Chromadorea; Rhabditida; Rhabditidae
Source: the annotation of a GenBank genome assembly